CGCCCACGAGUUAAAACCAAAGCGCUAAAUUCGUGUUCUGGGAGGAGUCAGAGAGGAAUUUCUGAAUGUACCGACAGCGCUAAAAUAUCACUUCGAAUACCAUUUCAAUUGAUUAUCAGCUGUAGAGCGCGAGAAUAGUAAAUACAAAGUAAACCGAAGUUGUAUUAGAGAGGUGUCUCUUCCUCCACCACACUGAGGUCUGCGCUACAAGCGGCGAGAAGGAACGGCGAGAUUAGGGCAGUAGUUUGGGGUCUCUGUAAUGUUUUAGCUGACGCUUGAAGCUCUGGAUUCGGAUCAGAUCUACAGGUCCGCCUGUUUUAAAAUCUGCAUUCAUUCACGCCAGUCUUACAACCAUCAUACUGUACCUCGUUGCAUCUUUGUGGAGCACAGGACAACGAAGGACUACGCGUGCUUUGUGGGGUUUCGAGAGCUAAUAGGAACAGGAGGGGUGAGAGCAGAGAAACACCAUCCUUUGACCUGAACCCUGAACUACAUCCAAGAACUCAUGGGACAAUCCACUGGAGCAACCUGGAGUUAAGUGCCUUGCUCAAGGACACAAUGGUGAUGGCUGUGGGGAUUGAACCAACAACCUUCUGAUUACCAGUUAUGUGCCCACUACGCCACCACCACUCACAUGGUUAUGUGGCACUUUUCAUGAAUAAGGUACAGAUUAGGGCCUGAUUGUUUUGCCUAUUUUUUUAAGCAAAGGUCAUUGAUAAUCUUUAGAAAAUGCUGAUCGUCAACUUCAGGAAGGCAAACUAAAUAUUAUAUAAGCUGAUUUAAUUUCUAUUGAUUUAAUUUUUUAUUAUUAUAUUUUUUUUUUUUUUUUUUUUUUUAGGUUUGACAUUUUGUAACUCUGUUACCAAAAUUUGGGAUGUAAGUUUAAACCCCCUAUUUGUGUGAUUUUGUUAUUGAUUUGCUAUGAACAUAAAAUAAACAUCAACAUUUAAUAUAUACAAUGUAUAAAAAAUAAAAAAUAAACUACACCAGCAUGGUGUUAGACUAAAUUAAGAUAUUGUCACGUUUUCAUUUCACGUUUUUUGUUCAUGUCUUUUAUUUUGAAAAAUAAGUUCCUUGUUCCUGUCAUGUGAUUUCCUGUUCCUGACAUGUUUUCAUGUGUUUUGUUCUUUUGGUUCUUUGUCAUGUUACUGUCUUGUGACCUUCUUGUUCCACUAUAUUUAUUAGUGCUGUCUCCUCAUGUUUGCCAUUGUCUGUUGUCAAGAAUUGUAAUGUAACGUUGUGUCAAGUCAAGUCGUUUAUGUUUGUUUUGUUUUGGAUUCUCGUUUUUGGAUAUCACUCAUGUAAAUAAACUGCACUUGGGUUCUCACACUUCAUCAUCUUCGUCUGCUCCUGUGUCUUCAGCCUGCCUACACGUUACAGAAUACUUGACCACCGCAAAAUGAACCCUACAGAUCAGUUACUACAUCUACGCCAAGGAAACCUUUCCAUUGAAGAAAAUGUGGAGGACUUCUGUGCUCUGGCCAACAAGAUUGGUUUUAAUGAGAUCGCCCUGAAAUACAUUUUCCUUGCAGGCUUGAAUGAGCCGGUCUUCUUGAUGCUUGGUGGUCGGAUUACCUUCAGUCUGGCUCAAUACAUUGACUUUGCCAUGCAGAUGAGUGGUUCAUCUUUCACUGUAGGAGAGGCUGAUGAGGAACUAUGCACUCCCCGUCAUGGCCGCCAAGCCAGAGUCCCAUCCGUCCCAGAGCCAGCAUUGCAAGCCUCAGCGGCCACAUCAUGCCAUGUUGCCAUGCCUGCCAUUCCUACCUUGUCAUGCCAUGCUUCCAUGUCAUGCCAUGUUGCCACACCUGCCAUUCCUACCUCGUCAUGCUAUGCUGCCAUGUCUAACACAUCAUGCCAUGUUGCCACGCCUGUCAUUCCUGCCUUGUCAUGCCAUGCUGCCAUGUCUGCCACGUCAUGCCAUGUUGCCACACCUGCCAUUCCUACCUCGUCAUGCCAUGCUGCCAUGUCUAACACAUCAUGCCAUGUUACCACGCCUGCAAUUCCUACCUCGUCAUGCCAUGUUCCCACGUCUACCCCUGAGCCUAACACGGCCGUCCGGAAGCAGAAGAAGAGAAGAAGGGCUCCUACUCCCCAGUCUCUGCCCAUGCUCACGACUGCUGAGGUCAUUACCUGGUCUCUGUCAGUGCUCAUGACCAUGGAGGUCGUUCCCCGGUCUCUGCCCGUGCUCAUGACCACGGAGGUCAUUCCCCAGUCUCUGCCAGUGCUCACAACCACUGAGGUCAUUCCCCAGUCUCUGCCAGUGCUCACGACCACGGAGGUCAUUCCCCAGUCUCUGCCCAUGCUCAUGACUGUGGAGGUUGUUCCCCGGUCUCUGUCAGUGCUCACGACCAUGGAGGUCGUUCCCCAGUCUCUGCCAGUGCUCAUGACCAUGGAGGUCGUUCCCCAGUCUCUGCCAGUGCUCACAACCACAGAGGUCGUUCCCCAGUCUCUGCCAGUGCUCACGACCAUGGAGGUCGUUCCCAUGUCUCUGCCCAUGCUCACGACCACGGAGGUCGUUCCCCAGUCUCUGCCAGUGCUCAUGACCACGGAGGUCGUUCCCCUGUCACUGCCCAUGCUCACGACUACAGAGGUCGUUCCCCUGUCUCUGCCCAUGCUCACGAACAUGGAGACUGUUACCCUUCCACUGCCUGUGCUAACAGCCACCAAGACUAUUCCCCUAUUAUGGCCAAUCCCUGAGACUUCCACGGCUCCGCCCCCUGAGCCUCCACCUCCUGACCAUGUCCUGUGGCUGCCUCCCAGGCCUCCUGACCAUGUCCUGUGGCUGCCUCCCAAGCCUCCUGACCAUGUCCUGCAGCCGCUUCCCAGGCCUCCUGACCCUGACCAAGUCCUGUGGUGGCCUCCCAGGCCUCCUGACACUGUCCCUGUCCUGUGGCGGCCUCCUGACCAUGUCCUGUGGCUGUCUCCCAGGUCUCUUGAUCCUGCUCCCUUCCUGGAGCCACCACUCAAACUGCCAGGCCCACUCUCUUCCUGGAAGCCACUUCUCUGGCCACUGGCUCCGCCCUGGUCUCAUGCCCCAUGCCCUGUCUCGCCAGGCCAUGCCUCAUGCCCUGUCUCACCAGGCCACGCCUCAAGGACUCCGCCAAUCCACCCCUUCCCCCCCCCCCCCCCCCCCAGCUCCCUAUUGAACUCUAUUGUGUGUUUAUGUUUGGGCGUCGUAUGUCACUUUUUCAUGUGUUUUUGUUCAUGUCUUUUAUUUUGUUAAGUUCCUUGUUCCUGUCAUGUGAUUUCCUGUUCCUGACAUGUUUUCGUGUGUUUUGUUCUUUUGGUUCCUUGUCAUGUUACUGUCAUGUGGCCCUCUUGUUCCAUUAUGUUUAUUAGUCCUGUCUCUUCAUUGGUCUAUGUUUAAUAGUCUUAUUAUCAGUUCUGAUUUAUCAUUGGUUCUUGUUUUAUUGCCUUGUUAUCAUGUUCAUUAGUUUAGUCUUGUCAUUGGUUGUCUCUGUCUUGUAGUUACCCAUGUUCAUGUAUUUAGCCCUCAUGUUUGCCAUUGUCUGUUAAGUAUUGUGUUAAUGUAAUGUUGCGUCAAGUCGUUUUUGUUUUGGAUUCUCGUUUUUGGAUAAAUCACUCAUGUAAAUAAACUGCACUUGGGUUCUCACACUUCAUUGUCUUCAUCUGUUCCCGUGUCUUCAGCCUGCUGACACAUUACAGAUAUCACUAAAUAAGGACUGGCUAUUUUGGGAACAAAUGUUAAUAUGUUGUUACUGGUAAACUUAUAAGUUAGAAGUUAUUUUUGUUUGAUCAUAUUUUGUCAAAUUCGAGAAAAUAGAAUGGUAUUUUUUUACUUGUCUUACCCAUUUUAUGAGGGAGACAUUUGAUGUGUUUAAAGCUAGCACUUUUCAUACUAUGUUAAUUUCACGUUUGAUUAAAAUUGGUUGAACAUACCAUAUCUAAUAAUUCUCACAACAAAAGCAUGGGAUUUGUGCCUCUACUGCUUGAAGAAAAAAUUAACGGGACACCAAAUUGUACUGCAUUGGUGGAAAGUGCCGGGUAUCACCACCAAAGCCCUUUGGAUUUCACGUUGUCGCAUAAAUGUGCUGCAAUGAGUCUGUAGUUUCACUGCAGAUCUUUCUGUUAUAUGUAGCUAUGUGUGUUUGAUUGAUGAGAGCUGCAGUGCUGUGGGAGUCAUGAGAGAAAUACCCUGUUUAUUCUGCAC
Messenger RNA from Myxocyprinus asiaticus (Chinese sucker), 4171 nucleotides. RefSeq names its product tetraspanin-18-like. The transcript is spliced from 3 exons. Bases 1400 to 3223 code for a protein of 607 amino acids. Lineage: Eukaryota; Metazoa; Chordata; Actinopteri; Cypriniformes; Catostomidae. The record is from RefSeq and is a predicted model, not a curated record. Gene Ontology annotation, cellular component: membrane.